UGAAGGGGCACAAUACCAAGUGUCUUCUAUCCAAUCAAUUCCCACGAUAUCGCCGCCUUGCCCUCUUUCUUUCGUUUUCAUGGGUCCAAUCCAAGCACUCUCUCAAACAAAUAGAAAUAAUAACACUAAUAACAAAAAGAUUAAGAAAAAGAUAGGUCUUUUGUCUCCAAUAAAUUCCCCUUCGUUGGUGUUCUUCAGCUGCUCACAAGUUUUAUUCAAUUUCUCUCUCUUCCUACAGAGAUACCUCCCGUAGACAGAGAGUACAUCGGCUCUGCUGCCUUUCUCAAGCUGUACCGCUUGCUCCAGAAGGUUAAAUACACAGGCCCUCUCUCUCGCCCUUUCUAAGACAAAAACUCAGAUUGGCGGCCUUUUCAAAUACUAGCUAGCUAGCUCUAAGGGGGAAAAUAAAAGGAAAGAAAUUAAAACACACAUGGGGUGGUUUAAUUUCUCCUAACACUGAUUUUUGCUUGCAGAGAUGGAAUUGAUGAUCAGAAUCAUGGAAGCGUUGCAGCUGUUUUCAAACGAAUCACCUUAGACUUUAGAGGAAACCGGUGUUGUCAUUCUCAAGAUCAUAGUCCCACAAUCUAGCUCCUGAGGCUAGGGUUGUUCACUGCAAUACUAUAAAAGCUCUCAAAUGUUUCCUUCAAACAGCAAUGGCAACAAUGAUCCAGCCGCUUAUAUUGACCAAUCAAUUCUCCAUAGACAUUUUUCCACUGACAUCAUCCCAAUCCCAUACUCCAAACAGGAAGACCUUCCUCUUUCCUUUUUUCAUUUCCCCUCUCCCUAUUAUAAUCAAUUAGAGUUAAAACUCGAAGACCUUGAUGUUUUCCUCCAGCAACACCAUGAUCUGUUACUUCAUCAGCAUACCUUGAUGACUGAUAAUUCAGUUUCGGAGACUAUCAUUAACAUUCCUGAUUCCAGCAAGAGCGAGAAGUCAACCAUACACUGCACCAAAACAAGCCAUAAUGCCACUGAUCAACAGGUACCGCGAAAGAGAUCAUCUUCCAAGAGGGAUCGGCACAGCAAGAUUAGUACAGCUAACGGACCAAGAGAUAGGAGAAUGAGGCUGUCUCUUGAUGUUGCUCGAGACUUCUUUGGUCUGCAAGACAUGCUAGGCUAUGAUAAAGCCAGUAGAACUGUUGAAUGGUUACUCAUACAGGCCAAGCCAGAAAUCAAGAAGGUAGCUAGAAGGCAGCUUUCCCAGGUGAAUCAGAGCUUCAGCGUUGCAGCUGCAAAGAGUCCAUCUUCAACUUCAGAGGGUGAGGUGGUAUCUGGAAUUGACAAGACUGCUAUCGGAGGAAGCAUCUCUAAGGGGAAACCUUUAACAAAAGAGAAAAAGGUUAGGCAGCCACGUAAAACCACUUGCCGCCCUUUUGCAAGGGAUUUGAGGGAAAAGGCCAGGGCAAGGGCGAAGGCGAGGACAACAGCAAAGAUCAUGUGGACUCUUGAUGAAUCAAAGAUAUGUGAUGACACCAGAAACAGUGAUCUGAAUGAAUUCAGUUCUUGGAGUUCCUUUGAAACUGGGGAAGAAUCUGGUAUUCAAGAUCAUAACAGGAACAAUCCUUCCUUGCAGGCUGCUGUAGCUGAGGUUAAAGAGCUUAGCUCGCGCGAUCCUGAGCACAUAAGGAUUCAUGGGGAUAUGGUUGAUGAAGCUGUGGCAAUAAUGAAUACGUGGAGCCCAAAUUCGAUUUUCAAUUGUCUACAAAACGCUGGAAUUAACCAAGAGUAUCAACUCACAGGCUUUCAGUCCUUUGGCAAACCAUGGGAGGCCUAGAACAAUAAAAAUCUGUGAUAACGUGUGUUUUCUCUUACUUCUUCAGCUCUUUGAUGU
Molecule: messenger RNA, 1831 nt
Organism: Durio zibethinus
Lineage: Eukaryota; Viridiplantae; Streptophyta; Magnoliopsida; Malvales; Malvaceae
Biological process (GO): regulation of secondary shoot formation
Cellular component (GO): nucleus
Molecular function (GO): sequence-specific DNA binding; DNA-binding transcription factor activity
Source: RefSeq, a predicted model, not a curated record